AAACAUCGAAGUCUCACCUAUUGCACAGCCCUAUACCUGAAAUUACAUAUAUACCCAUCAGAUUUCGAUUUUCCCGAGUUCACUGAAGGUUAAAUCGGGCAAUAAAUCAAAGAAGCUGAAAACCCUAGCUUUAUUACUCCACCCUUUUAUAUUCUUCAAUUUCUGAAAACCCUAAUCCUCCUUUUCUCCUCUAUCAAAGAGUAAGCCCAACAAUGCCGCCCAAGUUUGACCCAACACAAGUCGUCGAUGUGUUCGUCCGCGUCACCGGCGGCGAAGUCGGAGCUGCUAGUUCCCUCGCUCCGAAGAUCGGUCCACUCGGUUUAUCUCCCAAAAAGAUCGGUGAAGAUAUUGCCAAGGAAACCGCAAAGGAAUGGAAGGGUCUCCGCGUGACCGUCAAGCUCACUGUUCAGAACCGUCAGGCGAAAGUCAUGGUUGUCCCGUCGGCGGCGGCGCUGGUGAUUAAGGCUUUGAAGGAGCCUGAAAGGGAUAGGAAGAAGACCAAAAACAUCAAGCAUAAUGGGAACAUUGGCCUUGAUGACGUCAUCGAGAUUGCUAAAGUAAUGAGGCCAAGGUCGAUGGCGAAGGACUUAAGAGGUACGGUGAAGGAGAUUCUGGGCACCUGCGUCUCCGUGGGAUGUACGGUUGAUGGCAAAGACCCCAAGGAUUUGCAGCAGGAAAUCGACGAUGGCGAUGUCGAUGUUCCCCUGGAGUGAGAAUGCUUGUUUUCUUUUUUUCUUUUAUUAUCAAUAUUAUUCUCCCGUUUUUACUUUCCUUUUUUUUUUUAAUUUUUGUUUAGUUUUAAUGUUUUGGACAAUUUGCCGAUUUUUGUUCACCAGAGGUUGUUUUUGAGGUCAAGUUAGACGAUUUUAACAUUUAUGGAUCCUCAAAUCGCUCUAUAUGUGAUGUUUUUUUACUUUGUUUCCUUAAA
Molecule: messenger RNA, 928 nt
Organism: Gossypium arboreum
Lineage: Eukaryota; Viridiplantae; Streptophyta; Magnoliopsida; Malvales; Malvaceae
Product: 60S ribosomal protein L12-3
Exons: 1
Coding region: 213-713 (166 amino acids)
Biological process (GO): translation
Cellular component (GO): ribosome; cytosolic large ribosomal subunit
Molecular function (GO): large ribosomal subunit rRNA binding; structural constituent of ribosome
Source: RefSeq, a predicted model, not a curated record